AUUUGAAUAGGGCUAAUCAGAUUUGUAAACAAACUUUUGUUUUGCUGAUUUCUCCUAAUUUGUUAUCAUUUCAACACAGAAAACAUUUGAAAUUGAUUCUACCAAGGAUAAAGAUGUUGAUUCAUGUGUAUUUUUCAUGAAAUUCAACUCGGUAGCGGAAUAAUGAGCGAAAUAAGUUUGUUUACAAAAGUCUCAUUAGCCCUUUUGAAGAAUUACUAUGGAAUGACAGUCUCUGAUGUCAUAAUAUUUAUUGUUUUUAUAAUCGUAUCAAAGCAAUAAUUUUUAUAUCUUUACUGAAUGCUUAAUUAAACUGAAAUUGUAGCUAUAUUACAAACUCAUUUAAUUCAAAAUGGGUGGUGGCGAUUUGAACACAAAAAAGUCGUGGCAUCCAAGUACAUUCAAGAAUCAGGAACGCGUCUGGAAAGCUGAACAAGCGGAUGCUGCCGAAAAGCGGAAACUCGCUGAGCUGCAACAUGAGAUAAACGAGGAGCGGAACCGGGAAGAGCUAAAGAGCAUUGCCAAGAAAUCGGGACUGAUUGCCGAUACUGAUGGUGAUCGGAAGCUCGAAUGGAUGUACAAGGGCCCGCAGGUUAAUCGCGAAGAAUACUUGCUAGGGCGUACGGUCGAUAAAACCUUCGAACAGCUCGACGCCCAAGAGAAAGCCGGACCAAGUGUAGGUAUAAGUCAGCCGAAGAAUCAUGUAGAACACGAGUGCAUCCCGUUCUCGAUCAGACAGUAUAAGGGGCUGGAGAGUACCGAGCAGGUCGAUAUGACACGGAAAUUGAUGGAGGAUCCGUUGAUGGCCAUCAAGCAGAAAGAAGUCGAAAGUCGACAGAAAAUUCUGGAAAAUCCAGUUAAGCUAAAGGAGUUGCACCGGUUGCUAAAAAGCGAUCGUAGCAUUCACGGCAAAAGAGAUAAGGACAGAAAGCAUAAAGCAAAGAAGAAGAAAAGAACAUCAAGAACAUCCACAGGUGAAUCAGAUACCGAUGACGAAGACAGAGAUUUGGACAAAAUUCUGGCGGAAAAGUAUAAAAAAGUGCAACAUUCGAUCGAUGCAGAGCAGGGAGAAGAGGUUAGUUUAAAUAAACUGCUCAGUAUGAAGUAUCAGAAGUUGUCGAAGGAACUUAACAAAUUAGCGAAACCAAAAAAGUCAAAAAAGAAGAAAAAGAAACGCGGAAGCAGUAGUUCUGGAGAGUCCGAUUCAGACUCACGUGAUGUCCGGAGGCAUCGAAGGGAACGAUCAAAUUCAAGAGAUAAGUAUCGUUCUGGACCAUCACGGGCACGCGAUCAAAGCUCAGAAACAAAAAGAUACCACGAUAGGUCCUAUGACGAUAGGAAAAGUAGGAAACGAGAAGAAUCAAAGCGAGAUCGUCAUCGUUCUCGGAGUCGUGACCGUAAACAUUUUCCCGCACCUAGAAGGGAUCGGUCACGUUCUAGAGAUCGAAACCGCAAACAAAACACACCGCCAAGCUCGAGUACAGAAUCAUCCCCGCAGCAAAUACGCCGCAAGGACGAUUCUGAUGGUGAAACAAGGCCUGCAAGUAGCCGAAAUUUUGGCCUUGUUUCAGCAUCAGGCAAGAAGCUAGAACUUUCUAAGCGCGAUGAAGUUCGGCUCUACAAAAGGGACGAAAUCAAAGCACAUCAAUCGAGCCAGAAACCGGCCUGGAAACGUCCGGAAAGAAAGAAUCCUCUAACGGAGGAGGAAAUAGAAGCUAAACGCAAGGCAAUGCUUCAGAAUGCGGAGUGGCGGGAUAAUGAGCGGCAGAAAAAUGUUCGUCGCUAUGAGGAUGAAGACCGCCUGCAGGAACAGAAGGACAAGGAUAAAAAAUACGAUAAGGAUUUUCUUACGAAACAAUUCAAGCAUGCGGCCAGCAACGAAACUGUCGAGAAGCGAAUCAAGUCGAAUCGCAACAAUAUUCAGCGGACCGGUGGGGCAAUGAAUGAUAAUUUCGCUAGGAGAUAAGAAAAUGUAUUGUCAAUGUUCGUUAUCCUAAAAUUAAAUGGUGGAAAAGCAAAAC
Messenger RNA from Topomyia yanbarensis, 2018 nucleotides. RefSeq names its product pre-mRNA-splicing factor CWC25 homolog. Gene Ontology annotation, biological process: mRNA splicing, via spliceosome. NCBI's taxonomy places the organism in Eukaryota, Metazoa, Arthropoda, Insecta, Diptera, Culicidae. The transcript is spliced from 3 exons. The record is from RefSeq and is a predicted model, not a curated record. Gene Ontology annotation, cellular component: U2-type spliceosomal complex. The coding region runs from base 350 to 1963 and encodes 537 amino acids.